Molecule: messenger RNA, 1171 nt
Organism: Centruroides sculpturatus (bark scorpion)
Lineage: Eukaryota; Metazoa; Arthropoda; Arachnida; Scorpiones; Buthidae
Product: solute carrier family 22 member 21-like
Exons: 8
Coding region: 91-1155 (354 amino acids)
Biological process (GO): transmembrane transport
Cellular component (GO): membrane
Molecular function (GO): transmembrane transporter activity
Source: RefSeq, a predicted model, not a curated record
AUUUAUCUCCAGAAGGAAGGGAAGAAUUAGAAAAGAUUUAGAGGAAAAACGUUUUAACAAUUUAUAGGCAUUUACUAUUUAAUUGCAACAAUGAACGAUUUAUCCGAUGGUGUGUAUAGUGAGAAUAUAAAAGAAGAAAAUUCAGAUAUUAUUGAUAUAACUGGACGGUGGGGAAAAUGGCAGACGAUUAUCUUGUUGUGUUUAGCAUAUUUAAGCAUACCUGCCGCAUGGUAUAAUUUAAAUAUGGCAUUUUUAGCACCGAAUAUUAAUUAUUGGUGUAAAAAGCCUUCAGAAUAUGCAAAUUUGACUAUGGAAGAAUGGAAAAAUUACAGUAUACCCUUAGUAAUAGAAGAUAAUGUACGAAUAUACAGCAAAUGUGAAAUGUAUGAUUCAUUAAUUAGGAGCUCUAAUAAAACUCUAAUAUCGUGUACCUCGUGGGAUUACGAUCAUUCCUUCUACAAAUCGACUAUUGUCGAAGAAUGGGAUCUGGUAUGUGACAGAGCUUGGUUGGCUUCUUUGGCUCAAUCGCUUUAUUAUCUGGGAUUUUUAUUAACAGCUUUUAUUGGAGGACAAUUAUCUGAUAAAUUUGGAAGAAAGCGUACAUUUUACAUAUGUGUGGUAUGGACGUUUAUCUUCGGUAUGAUAAGUACAUUUUCUCAAAAUUUCUGGAUGUUUGCCAUAUGCCGAUUUUUUCUUGCACUGGGAAGAGCAUCUUCGUUUUUGAUUAUCUAUGUAUUGUCAACGGAAGUGGUUGGAAAAGAAUAUAGACUUUUGGUUGGAUUAUUUGGUACAGCUGGAUGGGCAUUAGGGCAGAUGAUUCUUCCUGGGCUUGUGUGGCUUUUCAGAGAUUGGUUUCAUAUUGAAUUAAUAUCUGCUUUGUCUUUCAUAAUUUUCUUUCCAUUGUGGAGGAUAAUUCCGGAAUCUCCAAGAUGGCUUCUUUCCCAAGGUAGAGUUAACGAAGCUGAAGAAAUACUCAGAUAUGCUGCCAAGUUGAAUAAAAGAAAUGUAGUCAACUUAAAUGAAAAAUUACAAUCGAUAUCAGAAAAGAUUAUGAUAGAGAGCGAAGGAAAGGAUAAUAAACAAAUAACAUUUUUGGAUAUAAUGAAAUGUCCUAAUUUAAGAAGAAUAAGUUUAAUUUUAUAUACCGUUUGGUAAGUUUUGUAAAUUUUAU